AAAAAAAUUACAUAUGAAAAAUCCAUCAGUAGGUAGUUUCUGCUGAAAAUAAAUUAUAAUCAAUGUAAAAAUAAAAAUAAUGUUAUUAUAAAGUUCAGUUGCACCCUGCAUGUUGUGUUUGAACUGUAGAAGUGGUAAAGUGACUGUAUUGUUGGCAUUGCCCAGCAUAAGGUUCAGCUAAAGACAACAGUACAUCUUUCCUUCCCGUAUGGCUGCAUAUGUUAACCGAUCAAUUUCAAUGAUGGCUGGUGACGGGCCUCACAAUGUUGCGAUACUCAAUAAUGGCUCUGUUCGUGUCAAUAUGUCAAAUGUGGACUCACCGCUCCAGAUAUUUGUGAGAGCCAAGAAGAAGAUAAAUGACAUAUUUGUUGAAAUUGAUGAUUAUGUUAAGGAUGCUGUCAGUUUCAUGCAUGCAGUGUCAGGUGAGAAAGGAAUUGCAACUGCUCAGGAUGUGGCCAAUGUGGAGGCAUAUGUCAGUAAGGUGCAGGCCAUACGGGAGGUACUUAAACGUGAUCACAUGAAAGUGGCAUUUUUCGGGAGGACUAGCAAUGGUAAAAGCACAGUGAUAAAUGCCAUGCUACAUGACAAAAUUCUACCUAGUGGCAUUGGACACACAACCAACUGCUUUCUGCAAGUCGAAGGCUCUGAUACUGAUGAGGCAUUCCUACGAACAGAUGGCUCUGAAGAAAAGCUCAAUGUACAGUCGGUGAGCCAACUCGGGCACGCAUUAUGCGCGUCGAGGCUGCAGGAGUGUUCACUGGUGCACGUAUACUGGCCGCGUGAGCUCUGCGCGCUGCUGCGAGACGACGUGGUACUGGUGGACAGCCCCGGGGUUGAUGUGACCCCCAACCUCGACGAGUGGAUCGACCAGUACUGCCUCGAUGCUGAUGUGUUCGUCCUUGUAGCCAACGCGGAGUCCACGCUCAUGGUCACUGAAAAAAACUUUUUUCACAAAGUUUCAACGAAAAUAUCGCAGCCGAACAUAUUCAUAUUGAACAAUCGAUGGGAUGCGUCUGCAUCCGAACCGGAAUACUUGGAACAAGUCCGCACGCAGCAUGCUAACCGCUGCGUGGACUUCCUGUCGCGGGAGCUGCGCGUGUGCUCGCCCAAAGAGGCGGAGGAGCGCAUCUUCUUCAUCUCGGCGAAAGAGGCGCUGCUCACGCGCAUGCGGGAACGAGAGAAACCAGUUUCGUCUCCGACCCUGGCGGAUGGGCACCAGGUGCGCUACUUCGAGUUCGUGGACUUCGAGCGCAAGUUCGAGGAGUGCAUCAGCCAAUCAGCAGUGAGGACCAAGUUCGCGCAACACUCGCGACGCGGCAAGAACAUCGCCGCUGACGUCAUGGCGGCAUUAGAGCAGGUAUACAAUAGCGCUACGGAGCGGAAAACAACGAUGGUGGAGAAGCAGAGGAUCCUGCACGAACAGCUGUCGUCCAUAGAGGAGCAGCUCACCACCAUCACGCGCCAGAUGAAGGACAAGAUCAACCGCAUGGUCGAGAGUGUGGAGCACAAGGUGUCGCUGACGCUGAGCCAAGAGAUCCGUCGUUUAUCUGCGCUAGUAGACGAGUACGAAUCGCCGUUCCGCGCCGAACGUGCAGCCCUGGAGCACUACAAGCGGGCGCUCCACCGCCACGUGGAGUCCGGGCUCGGCUCGCGGCUCAAGAAGCGCCUCUCCAGCGACAUCGGCCACGAGAUGGACGAGGCGCAGAAGGAGAUGGCCGACCGCAUGUAUAGCAUCCUGCCGGCUCACAAACGGAGCGCGGCGGCAGCAGUAAUAGUCCCACAUCAGCAGCCCUUCGAGGUGCUGUACCGCCUUAACUGCGACAACCUCUGCGCCGACUUCCAGGAGGACCUCUCCUUCCGCUUCUCGUACGGCAUCACCGCGCUCAUACAGCGCUUCCAGGGCAAGAACACCAACCGGAUCGCUCUCAAGAACCCGCCUACAUACACACAGAUACCACCAGCGAUAAGCAACACGUCACUUCCGCCUAUGGAGGUGGCUCGCAGCAGUAGUACUAUCGGACCCCUGAGCGUCGAGGACUGGAGCAUGAUCUCGCGCUUCGCCCUCGGCACGCUCACCUCGCAGGGGACCAUGGGAGGCCUACUGCUGUCCGGUCUGUUACUCAAGACAGUGGGAUGGCGGGUGGUGGCCGUAACUGCUGCAGUUUACGGCGCUCUAUACGCGUACGAGCGACUCACGUGGACGGCCAAGGCUCAAGAGAGAGUGUUCAAGAAGCAGUACGUGGCGCACGCCAGCAAGAAGCUGCGGCUCAUAGUCGACCUCACCUCCGCUAACUGCAGCCAUCAAGUGCAGCAGGAGCUGUCGACGAUGUUCGCCCGGCUGUGCCGGCUCGUCGACGAGGCCACCACCGAGCUCGACGCCGAGCUCUGCGAAGUGCGCGGCGCCACCACCCUGCUCGACGACGCCUCCGCCGCGGCCAAGCGGCUGCGGAACAAGGCCAACUACCUCGCGCACGAGCUCGAGCUCUUCGACGACUCCUUCCUCAAGCACCACUAGGGGGCGCGUCGUUGUAACCGUGCGGCAUAUCGGCAUCUGUACCGGCAGCGACAACACAGGCUCCGGCAGCGAUGUAUUGAAAUAAACUCCGGCGAGCUAUUUAUUUAUUUGUUACUCAUGCAGCGUAGCGGCCGCCUUCAAAACAUAAGUCAGAUAUUCUUGUCUAUGGGUGUAUCAAGUCUGUUUCGAUAGAAUUUGUACAGAAUGAAUAUUUUCAUAUCUUUCGUCUUGUUUAAAUUUAAAUCAGUUACACGAACUUUUUUUUCUCAAUAAUUUACUUUGUUUUAACAACUACUUCCAUAACUUAAAUAUUAUAGGUAGCGGCAGAUUUCUUGAGCGAAAUAAACAUAGAAAUAAAUUUGCACAGUAGACGUUUUUGUAUGUAAAAUUGCUACUGCGCAGGCUUUCUUGUCUAUGGUUGUUGAAGAAGUUUUGCCGGGAUGUAUAGCAACGACAAAUACCAAACUUGUUUGCCUUCUCAACGAAUUGGAUUAAAACACACUCUUAUAAGUUGCUUUUACAAAAUCGACAUUUUGUUAAGGUUUUACUAUGACACCUAUGAUCUCUUAAUAAUAAGACCAAAAAAGAUUCGCAGUUUUCCAAUAGGGUAUUUGACAACUUUAAGAAAACGAUCUCACGUUAUUUACUAGUGUUUAUAGAGUCAGAAGUGAUUUUCUUUCAUUUUGUUGUGAAUUUCAAUAAAAAUCCUAAAUUAAAAAAAAUACAACGAUGAUACAAUAUAAUGUCACUGACUGGAAGUUUACUAGCGUGUGACGUC
Molecule: messenger RNA, 3293 nt
Organism: Chilo suppressalis (striped riceborer)
Lineage: Eukaryota; Metazoa; Arthropoda; Insecta; Lepidoptera; Crambidae
Source: the annotation of a GenBank genome assembly